Messenger RNA from Hevea brasiliensis (rubber tree), 969 nucleotides. RefSeq lists its product as uncharacterized. NCBI's taxonomy places the organism in Eukaryota, Viridiplantae, Streptophyta, Magnoliopsida, Malpighiales, Euphorbiaceae. The transcript has a single exon. The record is from RefSeq and is a predicted model, not a curated record. The coding region runs from base 1 to 969 and encodes 322 amino acids.
AUGCAAGACCACCCAAUUGGAAUUCCUGCUUGUUUCACAUCUGGCGAGAAGUUAACAGAUGAUCAAGCCACAGUAACUAGGUCAGGGCAGAGCGUGUUCAUGUCUGUUUAUCGUACAAAAAUUGCGGAUCAGUGCCGUGUGAUCACCAUAACAUGGUGCAAGAAUUUGUUGCUCCAUGGCCUAUCAGUAUCAGUAGAAGGCUCCGAAGGAGACAGCCAGUACACCUGCAAAGUGGAGUUAAAGCCUUGGUACUUUUGGAGGAAACAAGGCUCCAGGCGGUUUAUAGUGGAUGGUAAAGGUAUAGAUAUCUUCUGGGACCUCAAGGCUGCAAAAUUCAAUGGUGAAACUGAGCCACACUCUGAUUAUUACGUUGCUGUUGUUUGCAAUGAAGAGGUUGUACUACUCCUGGGUGAUCUAAAGAAAGAUGCAUAUAGGAAGACUGGAUGUAGGCCCGCUCUUAUUGAUCCCAUUUUAGUUUCGAGGAAGGAGCACAUGUUUGGCAAGAAGAAGUUUUCUACAAGGAUCAAGUUUCAUGAGAAGGGCAGGGUUCAUGAGAUCUCAAUUGAAUGCAAGAACAGAAGUCCUAAUAAUAGCAAUUCUGCUAAUGGGGUUGAGCCAGAAUUGGAGAUAAGGAUUGAUGGACAUUUGGCAAUUCAUGUGAAGCAUCUUCAAUGGAAGUUCAGAGGUAAUCAGUCCUUUAAUCUUAAUAAACUAAGAGUAGAGGUGUGCUGGGAUGUCCAUGACUGGCUAUUUAGUCCUGGUUUAAGACAUGCUUUGUUUAUCUUUAAGCCAAUAUUGCCAUCCACAUCCCUUUCCUCGCUAUCAACAUCAUCUUCAUCACCACCGUUAUCGUCCUUGACAUCGACACCACUGUCUUCUCAGACUGGAAGCUCAGGUUCAUUAGAGGGACUUAAUGCUGGUGGGUCAUCUGAUUUUUGCUUGUUUCUCUAUGCUUGGAAAGUUGAAUGA